Molecule: messenger RNA, 11474 nt
Organism: Anthonomus grandis grandis
Lineage: Eukaryota; Metazoa; Arthropoda; Insecta; Coleoptera; Curculionidae
Product: male-specific lethal 1 homolog
Exons: 7
Coding region: 548-2050 (500 amino acids)
Cellular component (GO): MSL complex
Source: RefSeq, a predicted model, not a curated record
CUAUAUUGUCAAUAAAUUAUUUCAAGCCGAUAUUCGAUUUUAAGAUUUCUCCAUUUUUGUGUUUUCAGAGCUUUUUUUAAAUGGUUUUACUAUAAAAGACCCAACAGAAUUCAGUUAUGUCCCGUAAGAAGUGUGCAACUAUAAAAAAACAGCUUUCUACCUAAGCAUUUUGCGGCUUUUUAUUGAGUGCGUUGUGGCGAUGUGCAUACAAAGAAUAAACAACAGUGUUGUAUUCUAAUUUGACCUCACUUUUUUCAUUUAAAAAACUGCCGUUUAGCUUUGUUUUAUACUUUAUAAUCUAACAAGUGCUUUAUAUAACAAACUAGCUAAAUCUUAGCAGUAAAAGGCCUUAAAGGUAACCAUAAAACAUAUGUUUUCAAGACUGUAAUAAUGGGGACAUUUAUAGACAAACAGAACCCUAAAGAGCAGGUUGCUAAUAUUCGGUAAAAAGAACGCUGCAAAUUAAGGGUCAUAAGGGACAAUUAACCGAUGCGUCCGUCGUUUGCCCUGCGUAAACAAUGACCAAAACUUUCGUGUGUUGUCGAAAAUGAACGACGGAUUCAAGCAUGAAAGCGACACGAAUCUGAUCGACAAUUUGUUAAAUAAAGUCCAUUGUCAAUCGCAGGACCCACCCCUGCCCCAAAUCAACGAAAACAGGGUCGAAAUUGUCCAAAAUCUAUCCAAACAAAUCGAGGCUUCUCAAGCGAGUCCGUCGGACGCCAGCUGUCAAACCGCGGAAAGUGAGGUUAAGGAGCUGAAGGAAUGGUUGAUUUUGCAUACUGACUUAAUUCAGCACCAAAACGAGGAAAUAUUAAAAAGGGAACGCCAGAUUUACCUGCUACAGAAGGAAAAUGAAAUGCUUAAAGAGAGACUAUUGAACUUAGAAAAAAGCAUUCAAUAUUCACCGCAAGAGGCUCAAAAGGACUCGGAACUAGGCGAGCCUUAUGAGGAACCUAUAGAGGACUCCCUUUUGGAAGAUAUGACCCAGGACUCUUGCGAGGCCUAUGAAGAAGACAACAAGGAACAUUUAAUAGGCAUAGUUGAAUCUUUUGUUAAGCAUGGGAACAACACUGCCAGUUCCCCAAUAGAUGUGGUGGGUUUUCGGACUGGAGCACAGAAUAUUAGUGAUGGCGAAUCUCAACUAGAAACCCCACCUAGAGAAGAGUUUUCUAUUGAAAAUCAAGGAAACAAAAGUGACAUUGAAGAAGAGGAAGAGGACGAGGAUCAAACGGAGGAGUUCGUUACGCCAGAACUCGAUAGUGAGGACGAUAGUUUUAGUGAAACGCGUGAGCGCGAGAAAGAGGACUCGUUUUCCGAAUAUAAUUUUACCGUUGACAAUUUUUGCGAGUUUGAUCCUAUGAAAAACAUUAAAAUGAGCAUCAGGCGUAAGAGGAUUAGUAGCUCAUCGGUUUUAUCUAACAGUGAGCCGAAUUUAAUCAGUGAGAAAAGGGGCAGGGGGAUUAAGAAGAGAAAGAGGCGUUUAGGCAAGGACAUUCAAAUAAUCACCUCAAAAGAGCCAUAUUAUGUCAAUAUUGACAAUGAAGAAGUGGUACCGGAACCUGACCAGGAUCUGGUGAUUAGCAGUACUACUGAAAACUUAGAAGUUCCUAGGUGGCGUGUCAAGCACUACACGAGCUGCUACACCAUGGAGGGCACCGAAAAUCUCGACGAUGAAGUUUAUAAUAAACGACAUAUGCGCCUUGAAAUUGACGAAAGGAGGCGAAAAAGAUGGGACGUACAGCGAAUAAGAGAGCAACGGGUAAUAGAAAAACUAAAACUGCGACAGGAACGGAUAGCGUCCGGGUCCAAAGGGGAGAGCGAUCAGGACUCGAUGACGUCGCUGUGGCCCCAAUCGGACGACGUUCGAUUUCUGGACAUCGCGGAGGAAUUGCCGGUGGCCGCGUUCGGUCAUCCCGUACCGAAAAUUGUACCCAGUAAUUUCUCACUUCCGUGGCUGGACAAUUCCUCGGUGCUGACCAGACGGGCCUGUACAAAACGGACGGUUGUAAGUGGGCGUCGCAAAAGGUCGCGGAACCGACGGCGACGGUAAGACAAUUAGGUUCUAAGGUGUUGUACCUAAGAUUCAGGUGAAAUCAUAUUAUGUAUCCCAAAAGAGUCUGGACUAUUUGAGAAAACUAUUGGGAUUGAAAAUAUUGACCCCUGGUGGUGAAAAGUGCAAACUUUCUAGACUGAAGUAAUGGCUUUUUAUAGUACCAUAACAAACAAAAAAAUAAAGAUUUAUACCACAAAAAGAUUUGCAAUUUGACCGCUAUGGCGUAUGUUUUCGGGAUCCCAAUAAAAUAUUAUUUGUGAUAAACAGGGUGUAUUAGGUAACAAAACUUAUCCGAAAUAGUCCAGGAGCCGUUUGAUGUUAUGCAGGGUCUUUCAAAUUUGAAUGUGGAAUGUUUCAUAGGUCGGAAACAGAACAAGAACAUUAUACAGUGUGUCCAUAUUAAGUUGUAACCAUAGCUGUAAAUAUUUUUUUGGUGUUAUAAUCUUUAAACUCUAGAGAAAAUCAGUUUAUUUAUUGACAGAAUUAAAGUGGUAGACUUGCAACGCAGUCAAGAAUAAAUACAAAAGGAAUUUCAGUCUAAAGAUGUUGCGAAGUAAUAGUUAUUUUUUGCAAUGAUGCCGAAUCGUGAAUUUUCCUUCUUUUCGUUAAGCUACCCAAAUUAUAUCUUUGAACCAAUAUAUUGUUAUACAUACCAACUUGCGGAUUUACAUCAUCCAAUCAGAGAACUAAAAAGGUAGAGGAAAGUCGCCUAAUAUGGGGAGGUUUUUUUUUGAAAAUAGUAAAAAAAUUGCAUGAUAUGUUCAAAAUUGGAAAAAUCUCGUAGUAAUAUUAUUUUACGCCAGGACAGAUGAUAUAUGUACAAAAACACUCAAAUUUAAUUAAAUUGGGGUAGUGAUCCUAUUAUGUAAAAAAAAUGCAUCUCCCCAAAUUACGAACCUGUGGGCACCUAAAUUAAGGAGGUCGAAUUUUCAUAUACACACACCUUUGCAGAAUCAAGUGAUCGAUUCAAUGGGUUGCUAAGUGUAUUUAAAAAAAUAUGGAUGUUGUUUUUAUGAAAAUAACUUUAACAUCUACUUAGAUACAUUUAUUAAAAAACAAGUUUCUUAUAAAAAAAAUAAAUUCAAAAGACACGAUAAAUGAUUAAGUCCUCAAAACAUAAUUUUUAUUUUUUUGCUGCUGCAAGUAGGGCAUUUAAACACCACUACGGCCUUAGGACCAAGAUCCGCGCAUAGUGUGUGGGCCCACUUGUAACACACAGUGCAGCGAACCCAGUCUUCACCUUUGUGGUCAUCUGAAUAAAGACCACUGCAGUAAAUGCACUCUUCAUCUUCAUCAGACAUUGGGUCGUCUGCAGAGUCAUCCAUCUAUUGGGCUUCGCCUUCUUCAUCAGAUGAUUCUCCUGGAGAGUCAACUUUUUUCCCCUUUUUAGGUUUACUUGGUUUUACAGGAGCUACAGCUUUCUUUUUUUGAGCUUUGGGUUUUGUUUAGUUUUCUUGUUUUGUGACUCUUCCAAAUACGUUUUAUAUGGCGUCCCCGUAAUAUGUUCUGCUGAUUCGGAACAGGCACUUUGUUUGCCUGGAUUCAAUACUGGCACAGGGCUUAUUUCGCUAGGAAUAACAAACUUCUGUUGUUUGGGAGUUGCCGGUAUUAUUUAUCUGCCUUUGUCCAUAACAGGACCGCUGAGGUUGUAUGCCGGAAGGACCGGGAUUAGAUAUGUCUUCUUUAAAAUCUUGUGACCUAGGAGUUGCCAGUGUUGCGGGACUGUCUAACUGAUUUUAACCAGAACAAGACUUCUGACAUUGUAGGCCGGAUAGCCAGGUUUAGAUAUGUCCUCUGUAGAACUGGUUGACACUAUUGGAUGAUUUCCUAAAUUCUCAUCAGGAAUGGGAUCAUUUUGUAGAGCUUCCAUAUGUGGAUUUGGAACUGUUUGAUCAACAAUUGUGUUAGGAAACUCGUGUGAUCCAGACUUAUGACGAUUACAGGGAAACAAGCCCGCCUUUUUAAAACCUAUUGCAGCGAUUUCAGCAGUCGCCGCUUUUCGGUAAGCAUUUCCAAAAAGCUGCCCAAUCUGGUAAACUGUUACCACUCCCCUAUCAGCAUGAUUUCGAAGCCACAUUUUGAUUUCUUGUGCAUAGUAAGUUUUAAAUGGUGACAUAAAAGAAUGAUCUAGCGGCUGCAUCUUGUGCGAACUGUGGGGAGGGAGGCACACUAUGUAAACGUGAUUAUUGCGAGCUAGGUUAAUCACCUCAAUAUUUCUGGUAUGUGUAAAAUGACCAUCAAGUACCAGGACAGGUGGAUUAUCUGCUGUGGGCUCUACAUGCUUUAAAAAAUGUUUAAACCAAUCGGUAAAUAAUUCCGACUGGAUCCAUCCUGAAGGGUGACAGGCAUAAAUGGACCCUAGGGGUGUUCCGUCCAUAAGUUCUUGCUUCAUAUUUUUACCCGGAAAUAUCACUAGUGGAGGAAUGAAGUGACCCGCGGGGGGUUCAUGCAUGUAACUAUAGUGAUAAGUGAACCUCGUUCGGCAGCUUGCAAUGAACCUAUUUGCUUUUUACGCCUCAACCCAACAACUUUUGUAUGUUUGUGUUGAACCACAGUAAUCCCCGUUUCAUCGCAAUUAUACACACGUGAUGGGGAAUGCUUGAUCUUUUCCAUAAUGGGUUCAUAAAUAUCAAAGAACCUCGAAACAGCUUCGCGUGCAAAGCCUUUUGCUCUUGCGUAGGAAACGCCUUGGGGAGUUCGGACGGAAAGCUUUUUAUGUAGUCUCAUAAAAUUUCGGAGCCAUUUUUUACCAGCUUGCUCCUUUUCUUUAGAGAAUGGAUUCUUUAAAUUGUUCAGUUUUGCCAGCUGGUAAGCCAUGCAUCGCACAUCUUCUUCGCGAAAGGCCCAAAUAUUUUUCUUCCAUUUCAAGGGAAUAUGCAACCAGUUCCUGUUCUAAUUCUUGCGGUAAAAUCGGAUUUCUACCCAUUUUGGUUUUAAUUACCUUAGCAGGAGAAGUGCAUUUAUUUAUGGCAUAACGUUCUAAGGUUGUCUGUGGAACAUUGAACACCCGAGAUGCUUUAUAGCUACCCAUUUCUUUAUUUCGCAUAGCUUGUACCGCCGCCUUCAUUUGAACAGGGUCCCAUGUCUUUCGUUUUGGCAUCUGCAAAUUAAAAAACGACAUACUUAGUUGCAAUACAUUACUAAACUAAAUGGUUCCUAAUAUGGGGAGCCCCAAACUAGGACUCCCUUAACUCACCGUAAUAAGAGACCCAGUCCGCUAAGGUUUAUAACCUCAAAAAAUAAAUACUAACUUUUUAUUAUUUAAAAUAAACGUAAAGCAUCAAUAUUUUAUCUACAAAGCUUCAUUCAAUAAAAAAACAAAUCCUUCACCACUUGCCUUGCCGUAGUUAUUAAUGAAAAUCGAUAACACGAAUAAACUUUAUAAAUAUUUACGUUCAGAUAACGUGGGAUCACGCUUUCAUGUUUUGAAUAAAACAGGUGUUCAUUGCUGCAGUGUAGGCAUCCAGACAUAUUCGACAAAAUAGAGUGCGUGCGAUUAGUCGUAUACCCUCACCGUCUAAAAUUUUAGAUCUCCCCAAAUUAGGAAACCUCCCCAUAUUAGGCGACUCUUCUCUAAUAACUUUUUUCUGUUAAUUAAACUAACGGCUUGUAUUUUCUAAAAGACUAUUCUAAAUGCAAACUCGAUAUUAGCAAGUAAAGCGAAAAUGUUUGGUAGGUUAAUCUAUCUAAGCUCUUUCUAUUUGUUUUUACUUUUUAAAUUAUGACUUAUUUAUACAGUAAUGAACAAAAAUAUAUAGACAAAAGCCGUUUGCACAAUAAGUCAAAUCAAUCAUUGGCUCAUAGAAAUCACGUGGUCGCAACGAAUCCGUAAUUACGUACCAAUGUGAAUUCAGGCUUACUGAUUACUUCUGAUUUCACUGGUUCGCGGUUAACCGACUUACGAACUCACACGACAAAAGUUUCGGUAAAGUGUUUAAAAGUUUUAUACCUACCUCAAAUAAAGCGAUGGAUUUUGUAAUUUUAAUUUUGAGCACAGGGCUACUGAAAAAUAAUAAUAAAUUUUAGUCAUGAGUUUCUUACAACUGCUGCUAUCAGUUUAUAACAGAAAAUACAUGGAAAUUAAAUUACAGUGAAAGUCGCUUAUAGCGACGGUGAAGGGACCACGAAAAUUACGUCGCUAUAUCCGACCUUCGUUAUAUACGACCUGUUUUUUUUUCUAGCAAUUUAAUAAAAGAUAGACUUUACGAUAGCCAGAAGAAAUAAAAUUCGCUAUCCAAUACGUUCGCUGCCAGUGACGCAUAUGUUGCGUCGUGGCCUUCUGCCACCAAAAGCCGAUGACGAGACAUUUGCGUCCAGUGCAAUUAUAAUUUUAAAUAGAUAGUAAUAUUCCGGCUUUUGAGGCUGUUUGUUGCACUCACGUCGGCAAUUUUGGCGCCUAUUUAAGCACGUGUUUUUGUAUUGUCGGUUUUGGGAAUUUUUGUCAAGUUAGAGUGUUAUGGACAACGAAAUUCCGAGGCCUUCAGGCCCGAAAAAAUUACGUAGUGAUUGGGAAAGAAGGAGACCUAUAAGGUAUGAUGAACUGCUGCAGUACACUAACGAUUCAGAAAGUGAGGAAGGACCAUUCAUGGAUAGUGGCAGUGAAUAUGAGCCUUCCAAUAGUGACGAAAGUUCAGGGCCGGACGAGGAAAAUUUUCAACUGCCUGCCUCCCCUGCUCCAGUACAAAGCGACGAUAAUUUGCCGACUAUUGGUUGGACUGACACAUUUUGCUUGAAAAAAAAAUCAUUCUCAGGUAAUUCUGGCCUACAAGUAGAUGUAUUAGACGACUCUGUUUAUGGAUUUUUUAAUUUAUUAUUUACGGACGAACUUUUGCUACAUAUCGUAGACGAAUCGAAUCGAUAUGCGGAAGGACUUUUUCUAAGUGAGAAAACUAGUGAAAAAUCCCGAAUUACGACUUGGAAACCACUUACGGUUUGCGAACUCAAAAUUUUCUUUGCUUUGCUGCUUCAUAUGGGUCACAUCCAAAUAAAGAGAACCCAGGACUAUUGGAAGACAGAUCAGCUUUACAACUUGCCUUUUUUACACACUAUAUGAGCCGAAAUAGAUUUUUGAUCAUAAUGCGUGGUUUGCAUUUUUCAAGAAAUCCCAAUAGAGGAGAAGCUGAAUUUGGGGAUCGUUUGCAUAAAAUAAGAUAUAUUCAAGAUUUUCUAAAUAACGAAAUGGCUGAAAUUUAUUAUCCUGGUAAAAAUUUAUCCCUGGACGAGUCAAUGGUGUCAUGGCGAGGACGAUUGCGGUUUCGCCAGUAUAUUAAAAACAUGAGACACAAGUAUGGAAUUAAAUUAUAUAUCCUGAGCGAACCCAACGGGCUAGUUUUGAAAGUUAGAGUAUACACUGGUGCAGAAGAUAAUAUGUCAGGGAAAGGACAUGCUACAAAUGUUGUAUUGACAUUGAUGCAAAACUAUUUAGACAAGGGGCAUAGUGUGUUUCUUGACAAUUUUUACAAUAGUUAUACCCUUGCCAAAGAACUAUUACAAUGCAAAAUUUCACUGUAACUGGAACACUAAGAAAAGAUAGGAAAGAAAAUCCCAAAGAUGUAGUUGAGGCAAAGCUCAAGAGGAGGGAAGUACUAAUAAAAUGUUCUGAAAAUAUAGUGAUUGGAAAGUGGCUAGAUAAAAAAAAAGUUUUAUUUAUUUCAACGGAGUUUGGCAGUAAUUUGGAAUAUGUCGAAAAUAAAAGAGGUGAAAGAAAACUAAAACCUAAAGCAAUAAUAAAAUAUAAUAAAAAUAUGCCGGGAAUAGACUGUCAAGACCAAAUGCUGUCUUAUUAUUGUUCAGAAAGAAAAACUCUAAGAUGGUAUAAGAAGUUGUUUGUCCACUUUUUGUCAAUUGCCACAUUCAAUAGUUUUCUAUUGUAUAAUAGAUAUUCUUCUAAAGGAAAACUCGAUUAUUAUGAUUUUCGACAUACUCUUGUAAAACAACUUCUUUCUGAAGCAAACGAAACCAAUAAACAGGUUACCUAAAAGCAAUGUUGCCAGUGAACAUCUUCCUUUGAAAUUCCAGCAAGAUGGAAAUGGAAAGCAAAUUAGAAAAAGAUGCAGAAUGUGUUACGUUCACAAAAUUAGAAAAGAUACGAUAUUUUACUGCCCAACCUGCCCAGAUACCCCUGGACUUUGCUUAGGAGACUGUUUUAAAAAUUUUCACAAUCGUAAACAAAUUAAAAAAAAUAAGUAUUUGGUGUUUUUUAUAUUAGUUAUUAUUUUUUAGCAUUUCUGUCUUUUGUUUUAUAUUAGUAAGUGCUUAUAUGUGAAUCUUAUAAUGAAAAAAUUUCAAAAAAUAAAAAUAUUUUUUUAAGUAACCAUGACGCACGUGUGGCGUCAUCGGUUUUUCAGAGGUAAAUUUUUUGCGCCAAGCCGAUGACGCAAUUGCGUCAUGGGAUCAUGGCACUGUCAAUGUCACAAAUCUGUCUAAGUGACAGGUAAAAUUAUACAAAAUCAUUUUAAAAUGGCUUUCUUGAACGUUUUAAAAAAAACAUUCUUCGGUUUUUUAAAGUGUUGUUAAAAAAAAUUUUGGGAGCGAACGUGUUAAAACAAUUUAUUAACCACUAAUUUACAAUUCACAACAUUUAACAGAUACAUAUAUAUGUAUGUAGUACCUACACCUUCUCCAGUUUUAAGACUUGAAAUAAUCUGUGAUUUUACUCUGUUUCUUUGUUCGAGUGUCAUAAUAGAUGAAUUCAAUUUUUUUCUCUAAAUUAUUAACAUGGUUUACCAAUAUUUCGUCCGAUGAAUAGUUAUGUUAGUUAGUGGCUUAAAGAGCUUCUGCUGCAGAUGGAGGUUGAAAUUCUUUCCCUUCUGAACCCUCAUCUUCGCUUUCCUCUUUGUCCUAAGAGAAGGAUAAGAUGUCGUCUACAAUUUGUUCUUCACUUAGAUUGUCGCAUACUUCCAAACUAUUUUCUGCAUGUAAGAACUCGGUCCAUUGUUCAUCUGACAAUGCAGCAGACUUUUUUAUUACAGCCAGCGGAACCUCAUCUUCCUCUUCAAAAUUAACAUUAGUUAAUUUAGCCUAGUGGAAUGUCAUUUUCUUCAUCAAAGCUAUCAUUUCUAACAUCCUCACUUUCUACGAAGCCUCCAUGUCUAAAACAGUUGGCAAUUGUUUUUUGAUGAAACUCUAUCCCAUGCUUUAGCGAUCAUUGAUACUGCAUCUAAAAGGUUAAUAAAACACUCUUUGCCUUGUUUAGCAUUUUCUAUGAUUUUCAUUAAGUGAAACUUUUUAAAAUGCACUUUUAAUGAUCGAAUAAUCCCUUGGUCGAGGUAGUGUUUGCUGGCAAAAACUCGAGUUUUAUGUUUUUUAAAUUAUCAACUUUCGGAUGAGCGGGACAGUUGUCUACUAAAAAUAAAAAAUUUUUCUUGGUCUUCACCAACUUUGCAUCCCAUUUACGAAGAAUACUGACAAAUAAAUCAGAAGUCAUCCAGGCCUUUUUGUUGAACUUGUAAACGACAGGUAAUAUCUUGAUAUGUUUGAAACAUCGUGGAUUUCUCGACUUACCGAUCACAAUAAGUUUAGGUUUAUCCGAUCCUGUCAUAUUGGUAGCAACUAAGACUGUAAUUCGUUCCUUUGAUAAUUUUCCGCCGGUACAAGUUUCACCCUUGAAUGUCUUAUCUGGGGUCAGUUUAUAAAAAAGUCCUGUCUCGUCGGCAUUAUAUAUUUCGUUAUCCAUAUAUCCUUUUCGUAUUUCAGGCCAGACAGUUGGUAACCAGUUUUCACGUACUCCUUGAGGCACACUGGCAGCUUCGCCACUUAUUUUCCCAAACACUAUUUUAUGUCUUUGACUAAAACGUUUAAUCCAACUUUCAGAACAUUUAAAGUCCACUUUACCCAUAAUUCUUCCAAAAUCAUUCGAUCUUGAACUUUUGACUUUUGAACCACUUGAGUAAGGCUUGAUCGAUAUCUGGGUGUUGAGAUAACUUGAGUUUUUUCUUGCCUAAUAAAUUUUCGUUGAACGCUUCUUUAAUUUGAUCCUUGUUCUUCAAAAUUGUGAAUACACUUGAGUGAGAUAAAUCAAAUUCAGUAGCUACAGUAGCAUUACUUUCGCCAGAUUCAAGUCUUGCGAUAAUAAGACCUUUUUCUUCAAUUGAAAGAACUUUUCUUUUCUUUGACACCGAAGCCAUUUUACAAUGUUUGUAAUCACAAAAACACAAUAAAAGCACAUACGAAGAUAAAACAACAAUAAAAAGCAACAUCAACCCUUUGUAGGAAUUGUUAAUCCACGCUGGACUGGAAUAAACUACGCACAAUACGUUUACGUCUAUCAUGCAGAUGUUCAGAAAUAGGGUAUUCCACAAAAACAACUCCUGUAUUUCACCGCGGCGAAUCGUUGCUCGUCGGUUGUCGCAGUAACCGGUCUAAAAAAUCCAAAUUCAGCGAAAUUAAGUCGUUAAAAGCGACUAUAACCGACGAGGCUAUAGCCGGACUUUUUUACUAUUGAAAAUAUAGAAAUCCAACUAAGAUACGGGCGUUUGGUCGUUAUAAGCGACGUCGUUAUUGGCGAUUUUCACUGUAUUAGUAUUUUUUAUUUCAGUGUCUCUUUUUUGCACCACUAUAUGGAAUAUCAAUUAGGAGCAAUACAAACUCUAUUGUCUUUUUUUUUACACUGGACACACCUUUAGGUAGCUACUGGUUUUGCGUUUUAUUUCAUUAAUUUCUUAUUCCCAAGUAAAAUUUGAAACACCUUGUAUAAGCGCAAUCCUGAUUAUUGUUGUAUAUUUUUUUUUUUGAGUAAUUGUGCGUACGGAUGCGAUUAAACCAUUGCAGUGUGAAAAAUUAAACUAAAUAAAAUGUACAAAUUGUUAAAAAAAAUAUAUAUUAUAAUUUAAAAUUAUGUAAUAGUCCCGUAAGUAGCAAACCCGAAAUACAGUUUAAAAACUAUAAAAUAUAAGACUUAAAAUGGUCGUUAAAACUGUUGUUAAAUCGUUUUUUGAGUUCUUAGAUGGCAAAAACUGCAAUUACAUGUCCUGUGAAAUAGUCUUUUGACGUAUAACACUUUAUAAUGAAUCCUUUCUUUUUUUAUUUGUAAAGUGUUUACAUACAUACAGUUUUUCCAUAGGAAUAGAGGCUCUGUAAAAUCGUUUAUGUUUUUCUGUGAUUUUAUAUUUAGGUUUAAUGUUUAAGCUCCCUGGCAGGCUGAAGGUGAUAACACCUACUAAGAAACAGUAUUUUAAUUUAAAUAGCAUAGUCCUAAAUGAUUCUCUCUCUUUUUUUGUUAAAACAUACUUACUUUUUUGUUAAAUUGUGACUAAAUGUAUUCGAAAAUUAUCCUUCAGCCUUAAUCCUGUUUUUCAUUUUUUUUUUGUUGAAGAUAUACUCAGAUCCAGUGUUUUGUCUUUAGUUUUGUAAGUAAUUAAGUAGCAGCUUGUCUCUCAUUAUGUACAGAUAGUGGUAGAAAAUAAACUUGAUUCUUUUUUUU